Messenger RNA from Styela clava, 3115 nucleotides. RefSeq names its product sodium- and chloride-dependent GABA transporter 3-like. Gene Ontology annotation, biological process: sodium ion transmembrane transport; nitrogen compound transport; amino acid transport. The record is from RefSeq and is a predicted model, not a curated record. Gene Ontology annotation, molecular function: gamma-aminobutyric acid:sodium:chloride symporter activity. Lineage: Eukaryota; Metazoa; Chordata; Ascidiacea; Stolidobranchia; Styelidae. Gene Ontology annotation, cellular component: cell projection; plasma membrane.
AGAUUCAACACUGUAUAAAAAUUAUCUAUUACAAGUGUUUCGGAGAGUCACUGCUUUCUCAUUAUCGACUUACCUGUGUCUGAAAUUGAUAUUGGCAACGUCUCUAAUUCAAAUUUUGUAAUAAAGUAUUUCAGAGCUGCAUCUUUCUUUGUGAUCGAUUUUCUUUGAACAACAACAAACCGUGCAUCUCAUUCGAGGAGAAAUAUUCGUGAUUCACGUAUAGUCUUUUAUAUCAGUCCUUAAAUCACGAACGACAGAGUAGAAACUUAUUCAGGAAUUUUUCUUGCAUUCGCAUAUCGCUACUUUGGUGUGGCUUCACCAGAGAACGACGUCGAAAUCAUGGAUUUUUGGUUUUGGUGAAGGCUGGUUCAACUCAUGAUGUUCGAUGUUAGAAAAAGAAGUGAUAUGGAGUAUAUGGAUGGAGUAAGCUCUAGAAGUGGUUUUAUCUAAAGUAAGAUAAAAAUUUUAUUGGGCGUACUCCUAUUUACCAAAAUCAAUAACAAUGCAAGACGAAAAACCAACAUCGUCAAAUAUUCAACAUAAAGCAAAAACUGGAAGCUUGUUCAAAAGACAAUUUGAUUAUGUUAUCAACCUUGUCGGACUGAUGGUUGGAUUCAGCAACGUUUGGAGAUUUCCGUAUAUGUGCUACAAGAACGGCGGAGGCUCCUUUCUUGUUGCCUACUGGAUUUUUGUGAUUCUUCUGAUUUUUCCAAUUAUCAUGAUAGAAAGUGCUCUCGGUCAGUACACGGGGAAAAGUGCAAUCAAGAUAUGGUACAUGACGCCGAUGUUUAGAGGUAUUGGGUACGCGUCUCCAUUUCUCAUGUUUUUCUUUAAUCUGUAUUACCCUGUACUACUUGCCUGGACAUUACGUUGGUUGGUUGCCAGUUUCUCAGUUGAUAUCUCAUGGACGAAAUGCGGCAACGAUUGGAAUACGGAGAACUGCUUACCUUUGUCCGUGGAAACCAGGCGUUUGUCCGAGGGAAAUACAACGAUGCUGAAAAUGGAUGAAUCGUUCGCAAAUGCCACCGCGUUAAACGCGACAAACUAUAUUUCGUCAGUGGAAGAAUUUUGGAGGCAUAAUAUUCUCAACAUAACAUCUGGAAUCGAAUACAUAGGUGAUGUCAAGCCUGAUAUUCUUGCCUGUCAUAUUGCCGUCUGGGUUCUGGUGUAUUUUGCAAUUUGGAAAGGAAUUCAAUGGACGAGCAAGAUUGUCUACGUCACCGCCACACUUCCUAUCGCCAUGUUAAUCGUGGUGAUUGUGCGUGGUGUGACUCUUGACGGAGCUGGAGCGGGAAUAGCUGUCUAUCUGAAACCAAAUAUCACAAAACUGGGAGAAGUCGAAGUAUGGACAGACGCUGCUUCUCAAGUUCUAUUCUCACUCGGAGUUUGUGGGGGAGGAAUCGCAACAUUGAGCCAAUUUAACAAAUUUAAUCAUAAUUUUUACAGGGAUUCGGUCAUUCUUGUUCUUGCCAACGGCGGAGUCAGUUUUCUUUCCGGAUUUGCAACAUUCUCAAUUCUCGGAUUUUUGGCUCACGCCAAGAAUACCACCGUUGAUGCUGUAGCAGAAUCAGGUCCAGGACUUGUUUAUAUUGCAUAUCCGACAGCCCUGUCAUUAUUACCCCUACCACAACUAUGGUGUGCUUUGUUCUUCAUUAUGUUGUUAUUGUUGGGAUUCGACAGUUUGUUUGUUUACCAAGAAACACUCAUGUCGUGUUUGAAAGAUCAAUAUCCAGAAUGUUUCAAAUUUAAAUGGGCACGUGAGAUAUGGACGGCGGUUGCUUCUGUUAUUCUUCUAAUACUUGGCCUUCCAAUGGUUACCAGGGGUGGAAUGUACGUUCUGAAUCUCUUCAAUACUUACGCAGUCACUGGUUGGUGUUUGUACUUCAUAUCUCUCGUCGAGUUUAUUGCUAUAGGAUGGGCUUACGGAGCAGACAGAUUUUGUGAUAAUAUGAAAUCAAUGUUAGGUUUCGAUAUCCCAAGAUUGUGGUUUAAAAUUUGUUGUAAAUAUGUUGGACCUGUGAUUUCAACGACUCUGAUGAUUUACUCCCUCGCAUCAUACCGAACUCUAAAAUACGGUAAAUCUUACACUUAUCCUGUAUGGGCGGAUGUAUUCGGUUGGAUGACUGCUUUAACCUCCAUGUUGACAAUACCAAUAACCAUUGUUUAUGUUUUAUGGAGGGCUGAUGGAAGAAACCUGAUUGAGAAAAUCAAGAAUUCAUUGAGCGAGCCUGGCAUUAGCAGAAGAGCGGCUGAAUAUGGAGACAAGAUGGAACUCGAGGCGUUGAACCCAACUGCUGUUAAAGUUGAUAUGUGAACGUUGUGAACGUCUUUUCCCAAUUAAUAUAUAACGCUAUUAAUUCCAAUUUUACUUUUUAUUUGUAAAACUUUCGUUCAUAAAAUUGGAUUCCGUGAUUCAACGUUUUAGUGGACGCGUUCACUCGAAAAGUUUUUGCUGUAUUGGGCUUUUUAUGAUAUCACUAUAACAAGAAAAUUUGGUUUCCAAAUGUAGAAAAAUAAUUUUUAAUUUACCGCUUGAUCUGAAUGUGCAUUAUUCAGAUCUCAUUUUUUUUUUGGAACAGUCAAUAAUACAAAUUAAUAUUAUUAAAUAUUAAUAUUUCAUAUUCGUAAACCUUUAGAUGUUACAUAACUUACAGUUUGAUUGGUGCAAAACGGACGGAGAUUUUGUUAAAUUUUGAUAUCAAAACAGGCUAAGUUUGCAUUGUCUGUCUCUGUUCUAUGUCAACCAACCACAAUGUAUAAUAAAAGCCAACCUGACUCGGUUUCGCUCAUUGUUCGUCGAAGUACGCUCAACUUUCAGCUUAAAUGGUACAAAACUGAUGGGAUAUUUCGUUGAUUUUGUUGAAUAUUGAUAUUAAACAAUCUAAAUUUGCAUUUACCUCUGUUCUACGUCAAUCUUGAUAUUUUUUAGUUUUUAUAAAGUAAAAAGUAUUUGAAAGUAUAUAAAUAAAGUAAUUGCGAUGUAUAGUCUCUCUAAACUUAGCGAAACUUCGAUUCUUAGAAUAGUACUUUUGAUGUGAGAAUUUAGUAUCUUUAUUUUGUACAAUAAUCGAGAUUGAGCCAAUCCUAAUAAAAUCUGAUUUUUAAAUUUGAAAUA